Molecule: messenger RNA, 1080 nt
Organism: Ascoidea rubescens DSM 1968
Lineage: Eukaryota; Fungi; Ascomycota; Saccharomycetes; Ascoideales; Ascoideaceae
Gene: GPN3
Product: putative signal sequence-binding GTPase GPN3
Exons: 1
Coding region: 61-951 (296 amino acids)
Molecular function (GO): GTPase activity
Source: RefSeq, a predicted model, not a curated record
CUUGAUUACUUUAUUACUUUAUUACUUUAUUAAUCAUUAAUUAUUAAUUGACUGAUUAUAAUGUCGAGGGUGGGAGUGUUAGCGCUAGGACCAGCAGGAGCUGGGAAAAGUACAUUUUGUAACUCAUUAGUGGGCCAUAUGCAAAGCAAUAAGAGAUCGUGCUGUUUAAUUAAUUUAGACCCAGCCGCUGAGCAAACCGAGUAUGAGUUUUCGAUUGAUAUUCGAGAUUUGAUUUCGUUGAAGGAUGUGAUGGAGGAGCUCCAGCUUGGACCCAAUGGAGGAUUGAUAUACUGCUUUGAGUUUUUGUUAGAGAAUCUCGACUGGUUGGAUGAGGAAAUUGGAGAUUUUGAGGAGGACUAUUUGAUCAUUGAUUGUCCGGGACAGAUUGAGUUGUAUACACACAUUCCUAUAUUGCCCAGGAUCAUUGAGCAUCUACGGGACAACUUGAACUAUUCGUUGUGUAUAACGUAUUUGAUGGAGAGUUCGUUUAUCAUUGACAAUCUGAAGUUUUUGUCGGGGACGUUAAGUGCAAUGUCUACGAUGAUAUUGUUGGAGUUGCCGCACAUUAACUUGUUGUCGAAGUUUGAUUUGGUGAAGAAUGAGUAUAGUAGAAAUUAUAUCAGGAAGUUUUUGCAGCCUGAUCCGAUGUCGUUGAUGUCGACGAGCUCAGUGAGUUCGAAUUCGUUGAGCGAGAUGAUUGAAAAAGGGGAAGGAGAAGAGAAAGGGAAAGGGAAAGGGAAAUAUAAUUACAAUGAGAAGUUUGAAAGAUUGAAUUUGGCGAUUGGCAAUUUGAUUGAAGAUUUUGGGAUGGUUCAGUUUUUGCCAUUGGAGUGCAAAGAUAAGGAUUCCAUUGCGAACAUUUUGAGUUACGUAGAUGAUAUAACGCAAUGGGCUGAGAAUCAAGAGCCUAAAGAGCCCAAGGAUGAAAUUGAGGACGUUACAGAAGAUUGAGAAAGAAAGAUAGGUAGUCUAGAGUAGAUAAUCGAGCAAGUAGAGUAAACAGAAUGAACAAUAUAUGAAAACAAAACAAAAAAAACAGGGGGAAGUUAAAACUGCUUUGUUGGCAAAUCACGAAAUUAA